Molecule: messenger RNA, 1617 nt
Organism: Musca vetustissima
Lineage: Eukaryota; Metazoa; Arthropoda; Insecta; Diptera; Muscidae
Gene: SerRS
Product: serine--tRNA ligase, cytoplasmic
Exons: 1
Coding region: 115-1617 (500 amino acids)
Biological process (GO): seryl-tRNA aminoacylation
Cellular component (GO): cytosol
Molecular function (GO): tRNA binding; ATP binding; serine-tRNA ligase activity
Source: RefSeq, a predicted model, not a curated record
UAGCCACGUUGUGAUUCACCGGACGAAGAAGCAAAGCGAUUGGCAUUGCAUUCUGUUUACAAAUUGAAGAAAAAGGACAAUUACUGCCGAUUUCAUCAUCUCUCUUAAAUAAAAAUGGUUUUGGAUUUGGAUCUAUUCCGCAGCGACAAGGGUGGUAAUCCCGAUGCCAUUCGCAAAAAUCAAGAAAAACGUUUCAAAGACGUGGCUCUGGUCGAGACCGUCAUCAGCCAAGAUACCGAGUGGCGUCAAAGACGUCAUCGUGCCGAUAAUCUGAACAAAGUAAAGAAUGUCUGCAGCAAGGUAAUUGGUGAGAAAAUGAAAAAGAAGGAACCUCAGGGCGAUGAAGCUGAAGAAGUUCCCGCUGAGGUCCAACAGGAAUUGACCGAAUUGAAUGCUGAGAAAUUGUCACAGCUGACGGUGAAUCAAAUCAAGAAAGUCCGUGUAUUGAUUGAUCAAGCCAUGGCUGAAAACGAAAGGCUAUUGCAGGAAGCCGAACAAAAACGUAACCAAGCUUUGCGUGAGGUGGGCAAUCACUUGCACGAAUCUGUCCCCGUAUCCAAUGAUGAAGAGGAGAACAAAGUCGAGAGGACAUUUGGCGAUUGCACAAAACGUAACAAGUACUCACAUGUGGAUUUGAUUGUCAUGAUUGACGGUAUGAAUGGUGAUAAGGGUGCUGUUGUAUCGGGAGGACGUGGUUAUUUCUUAACUGGUCCAGCUGUGUUUUUGGAACAGGCCUUAAUUCAACAUGCCUUGCAUUUAUUGUACGCCAAGGACUAUGUACCUUUGUAUACCCCAUUCUUUAUGCGCAAAGAGGUUAUGCAAGAGGUGGCCCAGUUAUCCCAAUUCGAUGAGGAACUUUACAAGGUUGUUGGUAAGGGUAGUGAAAAGGCCGAUGAAGCCGGUACCGAUGAAAAAUACUUGAUUGCCACUUCUGAACAACCCAUUGCUGCCUAUCACCGUGAUGAAUGGCUGCCAGAAGCUUCAUUGCCCAUCAAAUAUGCCGGUUUGUCGACAUGUUUCCGCCAAGAAGUCGGUUCUCAUGGACGUGAUACCCGUGGUAUUUUCCGUGUCCAUCAAUUCGAAAAGGUAGAACAAUUUGUGUUGACAUCUCCUCAUGACAACAAAUCCUGGGAAAUGAUGGAUGAAAUGAUUGGCAAUGCUGAAACGUUCUGUCAAUCUUUGGGCAUUCCAUAUCGUAUUGUAAACAUUGUUUCGGGAGCUCUCAAUCAUGCUGCUGCUAAGAAAUUGGAUUUGGAAGCAUGGUUUGCUGGCAGUGGUGCCUUCCGUGAAUUGGUAUCUUGCUCCAAUUGUUUGGACUAUCAAGCCCGGCGUUUGUUGGUCCGUUAUGGUCAAACCAAGAAAAUGAAUGCCGCUGUUGAUUAUGUUCACAUGUUGAAUGCAACUAUGUGUGCGGCAACACGUGUCAUUUGUGCCAUCUUGGAAACACAUCAAACCGAAACCGGUGUUAAGGUACCAGAACCCCUCAAGAAAUAUAUGCCCGAAAAAUACAAGGAUGAAAUUCCAUUUGUUAAGCCUGCUCCUAUCGAUGUUGAAGCUGCUGCUGCCACAAAUAAAAAGGCUGGCAAGGGUAAUAAGAAAGAUGCUGCAGCUGCUUAA